Molecule: messenger RNA, 2670 nt
Organism: Lacerta agilis (Sand lizard)
Lineage: Eukaryota; Metazoa; Chordata; Lepidosauria; Squamata; Lacertidae
Gene: NECTIN4
Product: nectin cell adhesion molecule 4
Exons: 10
Coding region: 455-2074 (539 amino acids)
Biological process (GO): heterophilic cell-cell adhesion; homophilic cell-cell adhesion
Cellular component (GO): adherens junction
Source: RefSeq, a predicted model, not a curated record
CCCGCCCGCCCGCCCUCCUUCCAAUGCAGCAACCUGCGACAGUUCGUGGAGAACAGGUUGUGGAGUUUCAAAACAGAGCAGCGAUUGCUCAGCACCAUCAAGGAGCAAGCCACCGCACCAACGCCGCCGAAGAAAGGGGGACCCGACCACCCUCUCCUGGACACCCCAUGAGAAAGACCCAUUUCCCAGGAGUCACGGAAGCAUCGAGCCUAAGGAUGGCAGCCCCCUUGUCCCCCUUUCAGCUGGCAUGACCCCUCUCCCCCUGCUCUUUUAUUUUUAAAAGCUGAGUAGCUGUCUCCCCACCACCCCUUAACUCCUUGGCACUGGUGUCAUUGAGAAGGCAAGGAGAGGUUCUUCACCACAACCCAGCUGGCCACUUUGGUUCUAAACCCUGCGGAAAGCACUUUGACAGCAGCAGCAACAGCAGCUGAACCAGCUGGUUCCACCUUGUGCCAUGAUCCGGAAAGUUUUCCUUCUGUUGCUGGCUAUCUCUGGUGUGCUGGCAAAAAUCCUGGCAUCCCAGAACAGCAUCACUGCAGUGCUUGGCAAAGAUGUGGUCCUCCCCUGUUCCUACCAGGCCGCAGAGGGCGAGAAGGUGGUUCAGAUUACGUGGAUGAAGCGGCGGGAGGACGGGACAGCCCAGGAGUUGGCGGUGCUGAACUGGCAACACGGGACCUACGUGCAGGAAACCUAUUCAGGGCGAGUGCUGCGACAUUCCGAAGGAUCCCUAGAAGACGGCUCCAUCCUGCUGAAGAAUGCGGUGCAGGCCGACGAGGGGGCGUACGAGUGCCACCUCAUUACCUUCCCUGCGGGCAAUUUUGAGUCCAGCCUGACCCUCAAGAUCCUAGUUCCCCCGUUGCCCACCUUGAACCUUGGCCCGCCGCUGGAGGAGGGGCAGGGCCGGACUCUGGCUGCCUCAUGCACUGCGGAAGGGAACCCGGUGCCCACGGUGACCUGGGAGACGGAAGUGCGUGGCUCGGCCAGCAGCCGCGUGUCCUCGCACCCUCGCUCGGCCUCCGUCACCAGCGAGUUCUACGUGGUGCCCGGGCGGAGCAUGCACGGCAAGGCCCUCACCUGCAUCGUCUCCCACCCGGGGCUGCAGCACAAGAAGAGGAUCACGCACACCCUCAACGUGGCAUAUCUGUCGGAUGCCUCAGUCCUGGGCCACGAAGAGGGGGAAGACUGGGUCACGGGAAAGGAAGGGGCGUUCCUGAAGUGCCUCGGAGAUGGGAACCCACCGCCAACUUACAACUGGACACGGCUCAACGACCCCCUCCCCAGCGGAGUGAAAAUCAAGGGGGACACCCUGCUCUUCCAGAGACCCCUUAGCUCUGAAGAUGGAGGCGUCUAUGUUUGCCAAGUGGCCAAUGACUUUGCAACCAAGGAGGCUGAGACGACCAUCAGCAUAAAAGGCAACCGGGCCAAGCAGGUGGACGUGGUCUCCAUCUCCAUGAUUGGGGCAGGACUCAUCUCUGUAGUGCUGCUUGGCUUGCUGGUCCUGGUGGUCGUACUCAUGACUUGCUACCACAAGAGGAAGACCAAACGCAUCACUGAGAAAUACGAAGAAGAGCUGACCCUGACCCGGGAGAACUCCAUCCGGCGCCUCCACUCCAGCCACAGCACUGACACCCGGAAUCAGAUGGAAGAAAACCUUCCCCUGAGGUCAGAGAGCCGGCAGGGCAGCUUCCGUGGGGACAGUCUUUGCCGGGAGAGCCUGCGAGCCGACAGCCUCUGCCGGGACAGCCGGCAGGGCAGCUUCCGGGCGGACAGCCUGCGUGAAACCAGCCUCUGCUCUGUCAUGAGCGAGGAGGCUGAGGGACGUAGCUACUCCACCUUGUCGACGGUGCGGGAGAUCGAGACGCAGACAGAGCUCCCCCCGCCACCCGCCACCCCUGUCCAGGAGGACCAGAUGGAGAAGGAGAAAGAGGAGAAGGAGCAGGAGGAAGAGGAGCAGCGGGACAGUGAGAAAAACAUCAAGCAAGCCAUGACCCACUUUGUCCAAGAGAACGGCACCCUCCGGGCAAAGCCCACCUCCAACGGCAUCUACAUCAAUGGCCGGGGACACCUGGUGUGACCUUUGCCCCCUGCCACGGAGCCCCAGGACCCAACAGAGCACUGAACCCACUUCCCAAUGGCCUGCCAGAGCCUCCCUUGGGCGAGGGAGCCAAGGCUGUCACCUCCUUCUGAGCCACCCGGCCGUCAUGCAGUUACCCUUGGAGAUCUCCGCAGGCCUCACCACCCCGUUCUUCUUCCCCAGGAAUCCUGGCCAUGGUCUUCUCUUGCUCCGUCCACUCAAGGAAGGAACCAACUCAUUCCCAGUGGGGUGGAUCAACAUCCAGUUCGGAAAUUGGGAAAGCUCCCCCCCCCCCUUUUCUUUCCUGACUUUGGCGGGACGGUGACAUUGCCUGGCCUGUGUUUUUGCGUCUUGUUUUUUUUAAAAAAAAUGUUUUGAGGCCACACAUACAGGGCAAGCAAUUCUGAGGAUGCCAACGGGCAACGGCGCAUUUAUCUUGGCUCAGGGACAGAACCGUGAAACUUUUGUGCCUCCUCCCUCUAAUUAUUGUUGUUAAUAUUAUUAUUAUUAUUAGUUGAAUGUUUGUGGCCCCCUGCGGUUACGGACAGAAGCUCCCCAAAGCCUUGCAGAGGCAAGCAAUAAAAUAAUUGUUUUUA